AUGAAUUCAAAACAUCCAGUUGAAUUAUUGAAGAAAAAGAUCGAUCCUGAAGCCAUCAUGUAUAAGUUUAGAUGGAGUAACAAUUCAGUAUCAAUUGAACCUAUGACAUAAUUAACUCCUGAAAUGCUGGUUCUCGUCCACGAUUACGAAUUAAAACAAUUAGGCCACGACCCUUAAGAACCUAAGCCUCAAAAACACAUUAAAUAAGAUACUUAACCAAUAACUUAAAUUGCCAAUGCAAAAAAACCAGAGGAACAAAAAAAGGAAAAGAAAUCAAAUGACAAAGUCGAUAAAGCUGAAAAAGUUGUUGAAAAGCCCUAAGAAAAAUAAAAACAAUAAUUACCAUAGAAAGAUCUUGAUAAUACACUUAACAAUAAUGUAGGAAAUGGUCCUCAUAAGCCUCGAAAGAGUAAACUCUGCUAAGUGAAAUAAGUUAGACAUGACAAUGGAAGAGUAGAUUUUUUGGUGUGUUUCGAAGAUUCUGCUGAUUAAAAGUGGAUCUCAUUAGAUGAAAUGAAAGAAAAAGCUCCUGUGGCUGUUUGCGAGUUCUUACUAGGGAAAGUGAAAUAUGGAGGUACAAUGAACAAAAAGUGA
Paramecium octaurelia is the source of this 594-nucleotide messenger RNA. NCBI's taxonomy places the organism in Eukaryota, Ciliophora, Oligohymenophorea, Peniculida, Parameciidae. The record is from the annotation of a GenBank genome assembly.